Messenger RNA from Pseudoliparis swirei, 7400 nucleotides. RefSeq names its product methyl-CpG-binding domain protein 5-like. The transcript is spliced from 10 exons. Lineage: Eukaryota; Metazoa; Chordata; Actinopteri; Perciformes; Liparidae. Gene Ontology annotation, cellular component: chromocenter; nucleus. Bases 500 to 4663 code for a protein of 1387 amino acids. Gene Ontology annotation, molecular function: DNA binding; chromatin binding. The record is from RefSeq and is a predicted model, not a curated record.
CUUAUUCUUUAUAAAGGUCAGGAACGAGCCGCAGCUCCCGUGCAUUUGCCGUGAUGCCCGGGAACCAUGGGAAUACCACGACCCGACUGCGUUUGGGAACCGAGAUGUUGAACACGCUCCACUGAGGCACAGUAUCCUGGGCGGCAGAAAGCAAAUGCUGAAAGAACAACCACAAAAGACUUCCCCGUGAAGGCGAAGGCGCUCCCGGUCCCCACGUCGUCGGAUGGCUCCGAAAGACGAGCUGCAGUAAUGGAAGUCCACGCUCCGUUGAGCUCCGUGGCCAUGAAGCAGCUGACCGGGUAGGUCGGGUCUGCCGUGAGCUCGCCUCACCCUGCCCGCCCAUCGGCUCCACCUGAGAGCCCGACGUCGAGAGCUCUACCCGCGCCCGCCGCCUCCUCCACCGCGCCUCUGGAAGACGAGCAUGACGAGCGCCGCGGAGACGCCGGUUGAUGUCUGAUAUCCGUUCCUCUGAGGCGUCGAGCGUAAAAGCAGCGGAGCAAUGAAUGGCGGAAAGGACUAUGAGGCGGGGGAUGAGAGGCAGGCCUACUACCCCGUCCAGGUGCCCAUCGGCUGGCAGCGCAAGCCGGAGCACCGCGGCGGGGUCGUGUACAUCAGUCCCAGCGGCUCGGUGCUGUCCAGCUUGGAGCAGGUGAAAAUCUACCUGCUGACAGAUGGAACCUGCAAAUGCGGCCUGGAGUGCCCUCUCAUCCUCCACAAGGUGUUUAACUUCGACCCCGGGGCCGCCGUGAAGCAGAGGACAGCGGCGGAUGUGAAGGCAGACGACGACGUCACCAAACUCUGCAUCCACAAGCGGAAGCUUCUGGCGGUGGCCACGUUGCACAGGAGCAUGGGGGCGCACCCAAGGGGAGGUACAUCGUCUGUGGUCGUUGCGCAUUCCACGUCUCAACGAGCAAUAAGGACUAAACCCCACGACGGCCCGCCCAACGCCGUCGGCCCAGACUGCAAGAAUCCUUUCAAGAUGAUGAUGGCAGCUGGACACCAGCAGCAGAGGUUGUAUGCACCCCAGGAGAUGGGUGGAGCCCAGCAGCUUGACCUCUACGCGGGAUACCCCAGGACGCAUAGGUUGAGCAGUGGGGAGCCAAGACCCAAAUCCCCUUACCGGGUUGGGUACGGAGGCAUGCUGAGCCCACCUCCUUCCAGUGCUCCGCUGUAUGGAGAUGGCUCCCAGUCUCCCAGUGCAGACACUCUGGGCAGCCCUGAUUGCUUUCCAAGGACCAAUCCUCGUGGGUUUCCAGGAGCUGGUAGUCCCGGCUCCGCCUCCAUCCAUGGGAACACUAGGACGCCUCUCUCCCCACACAGUUUGAUGCUCCAUGGCUCCCCCGCGGGCCAGCCAUCUUGCGCCAUGACAGGGAGGACUAGCACGCCCCUCUCCCCUACGGCCACUGCCAAAAGCCCCGUCAUGAACAUGCCUCGGGGGAGCUUCCCCCCUGGUCUGGAUAUGUCUCGCACAGCAUUUCACCAUAAAACACAGCCUCCUGUGCAUCCCGUACCGCCUCCUCCAUCCAUACCAACAUCCUGUGCCCUUCAGAAAAGGCAGUUGACCUAUGAAAAAGACCCCUUAGGCAUCCUGGACCCCAUCCCCAGCAAGCUAGUCAGCCAGCCCCCCACCAACGGCCCAAACCCCUCCAACUUCCAGCCCAAUAUCCACUCUCAGGUACAAAUGAUGAAUGUAAACAUACCCCCUCCUGUCAUCGUUCCCUUGCCAAGCAACUUACCUUUGCCCACAGCGAAGUCUGGGCCUAUGGGGCACGGCGGCCAUGUUCAAAGGACUCAACAAGGUGGUCCGGCUUCCUCCAUGUCCCCCUCCCCUGUCACUUCGCCUGUCCACAUGGCGGGGCCUCUCCUUGGCAGAAUUGAGGCCUCUCCUCAUCGUUCGCGGUCAUCCUCCACCUCCUCUGACCAUGGGAACUUUGCAAUGCCCUCGGGGCACCAGGCCCCUUGUGGAAACAUGAAGGUUCCUCCUCGCUCUCCCAGGUCCGCCAUAGGAUCUCCUCGGCCUUCCAUGCCCUCUAGCCCCUCCACCAACAAAACUGACCCGCAGCACCAAUACAAAGACUCCCAGAUGCUGCCCGGCAUGGGAAACUCGAUUGGCGCCCAGCAGCACAACCCCCUGUACUCGCCCACUUCUUCCUCCUCGUCCUCUUCUUCUCUGGCAACCCCUUGCGCUUCCCAGAAGGGCCACCCAGGACUCCUGGGGAUGCCCCUCAACCAGAUGCUCAACCAACAGAAUGCCACUUCCUUCCCGGCCAGCAGUCUCUUGUCAGCCGCAGCCAAAGCACAGCUAGCAAAUCAAAACAAACUCGGCCCUGCUGGCAUGGGUGGUGGUGGUGGUGGCGUUGGUGGUGGAGGUACUGGAGGAGGCGGCGGACACCCUGGCUCUAUGAGCGGCCCUCGAGGCAUGGAGGGACACAGCACUUUAAACUCAAUGCUCCCGCCAAACUCCCCCAUGCUGCUCACCGCUCCGGAGGGCCAGAGCGGUCGGGCGGCGCUGCGAGAAAAGCUCUUGGCGCAGCAGAGGGACCCCAUGCGCAAGCGCAAGCAGCCGUCGGGCAGCGCCGCCGUAACCCACGACAACAGCAACAACAUGGUCUACAACAUGCUGAACAAACGAGGCAUGGGGGGACCCCACAUAGCGGGGCCCAGUGCCACCGAGCAGCUUCGGAAAGUGGGCCGACUCGGAAACCUUACCCCGAACACCUCCAUGGCCCAGCUCCUCCAGUCCAUGAGCUCCCACAACCACCGCCCAGGGCCGAGCCCCGGCCCGGGGCCUCAGGGAUCUGCACCGCUGCACUACAGCGACAGCACCGGUGUGGUCCCCGCUGGCCCUCAGCAGAACCUCCUAGCUCAGCAGCGGCUUCGGGGUCCAGGGGAGGCCAUGCAGCACUGCCAGAACAUGGACGCCUCCGGGGGCCAUCUGGGCUCUCGUCCAGGCCAGUUCCCUGACAUCAUAGCCCAGAUGCAGGCCUCUUCCAUGAGCACCUGUGGGCCGAUGGGGCCGGGAGGUGGACCCGUGGGCCCCCACGCCAACCCCCCGCCGCUGUCCCAUCCCGGCCCUCACCCCGCACAGCAGAACCUCCUUCACGGUAUGGGGCGGACGAACAUGGUGGUGAUGUCACACGGAGGUGGAGAUGGAGGCUGUCCACAGACCAUCUCUGAUUCGGGUCGCCCGUCGUCCCUCGGCUGCGGUCUGGCCGUCCUGCAGCCGCACGGCAACAGCGGCGUGGGUCAGAUGUACCAGCAGCAGCAGGCCUCCCACCCCGCCUACCAGGCGCAGCAGCACUUCUCCGUCAACCCGCCCUACGCAGACAUGGCCUGCCUCUACCAGAACUACCAGCCGGGGAUGUUGUCUCGCCCGCAGCUCAGGGAGGAGCAGCAGCCGCAAGGCGACGGGCCCCCAGCGGGGCCGCCCGGCGGGGACAGGGGCCCGGGCGGAGGCCCGGAGUCCGUGGACGCCAUCUACAGAGCCGUGGUGGACGCCGCGAGCAAGGGCGUGCACGUAACCAUAACAACCACCGUGAGCGGGACCACGCAGGCCGGCCCGGCGCCCGCCCUCAGCGCCAUGAGUGCCUUCACCGCUUCUAUAGGGGAGCCGGUCCACCUCAGCGCCGCCCUUCACCGGCACCGGGACGGGGAGGGGCCGCCGCAGCAGGCCAGGCCGAGGCAGGCGGCGCCGGGGGGGCGGGGUCACAAGAACACGGAUCUAGGGAAGAGAACUCCGGACGGCCUCGAGGCCAACGACUACUUCCGUUCCCCCGGCCGCGGGACCCCCCGGGGCCAGUGGGACGGGGAGGCGCCGCACGGCGGGGGCUUCGACGCUCACGGCAACAACGGCGCCUGGGGAGGGGAGGAGUUUCUGGAGUGCUCCACCCAGGUGAGGAGCAGCCCCUGCGUGGAGCGCCCGGCCAGCCUGGCCCCCACGCCGCCCCGCCCCGCCGAGGGCCCCGUCGACCACGGCCCGGCCCACGAUAAGAACUUCCUCGACGACGGCUACCGCUUCAACAGCUGCCACCGGACCGCCAGCUACAAGGAGCCGACGGUGGAGCGCUGCGUCCACGUCAACGGCGCCGCCGCCCACUACAACCCGCGGGGCUACGGGGAGCUGCUGGGCCCCCCGCGGCAAGAGCUGACGGGGGACGACCAGUCGCCCAGCUCCUCCACCAGCCUGGAGGGGCCGCUGGCCACGGCCAAGGACUACAGCCACUACAACGGCCACUUCAACGGCAUGGCGCCCAGCCCCUCGGACACCAAGAGCCUCAGCAGCGAGGAGGACCUGCGGCAGCCGGACUCGCCCUCCUCGGACCUGCUGCACUACCGGUCCAGGACCUUCAACAUGGGAGAGCUGGUCUGGGGUCAGCUGAAGGGCUUCCCACCGUGGCCUGCCAAGCUGGCCGGGGAGGAGCCGGUGCACGGCGCCGCUCUGCAGGCCAAGGUGGAGCCCGAGAAGCUGAAGACGCUGACUCACGACUUGGAGGCUCUGGACCGAGCCGCCAAGAGAGGCCUGAAACCGGGGAAACUGAAUAACCACCUGGAAGCUGCUAUCCACGAGGCCAUGAGCGAGCUGGAUAAGAUGUCGGGCACCAUCCCGUCGAGGGACCGCCAGGGGAAGCUGCCCAAGCCCAAGAGGAGGAAGAUCUCCAGAUAACAUCGGGGGACGUCCUCGCGGCCUCCGGAGACUUCAGGUGCUACACGUGGACUUCCUGUGGCUCCGCCUCCCCGUGGCUCCGCCUCCCUGACCGCGGGAGGAGGGAAGCUGAAGAAACGGAGAAAAACUUUGGUUGCGAUUUGUCUACUGCUCACUGAAUUAACUAUUUUUUUCUAGUAUAAGAUAGUAAAACAAAAAAAAGCUACAAGCAUUACCUACAUAUUUAAGAAAAAUAGACAGUCCAAAUAUUUCUGAUACAUUUUCAAUAUGUAUAUAGAUAAUCCUGAAAUUUCAUGCUAUUCAGAAUUGUAUGUAAAUAUUGUACAAUGUCAUGUACAAGCAUACCUAAUGCACAUUUUAUCUUUUAUUGUACAAAAACAAAGUGUACCAACGUCUUGGUUUUAUUCGUGCGGUUGUAUCCGGAAAAAUAAGAAUUCAGCCGAAAGCUUUUAUAAAAACUGUAAGACGUGUUUGUUUUGAUCGUAAGGGAGCAGGCAUGAGGAAACGAGGAUACGAGGAUAUGAGUUCUCCAUUAUGACAGUCCCUUCACACCAGUGUUCAUCAUGGGGGGGGGGGCUUUACCAGCAGAAAUAAUUCGAUGUCCAGCAGGGGGGUGAACGCCGCCCGGCCCCUCGGAUAGGAACGCCAUCGCCGCCACCGGUCGGUUUCUCGAAGGAAAAAUCCACUCCGACACGUUAAGCGUCCCUUUGUGUUCUUUGCAUUCCUGGAGUUUUGUAAUAAUGUUUAUUCGUGACGAUUUAGAUGUGUUUGGCAUUUUUCUUUUUUUUUUAUAUUGAGAAUUUAGUAUUUCUUUCUCAUAGUUUGUCAUUUUAUUGACUAUAAUAGAAUUCGGCAGGUGAAUCGAUGAUAAUAAAUACCACUUGAUGGUAACUUGUUUCUAUUAGAGUCAACUCAUCAAUUAGUUGACUGACAGAACAAUAAUUAUUUAAAUAUUCUAUUAAUUAUUGAUACUAAUGUGGCUUAAAAUUGUUCAGCCUCUUAAAUAUGGAGAUUUCCUUUUUCUAUCAAAUUAAACUGAAGCAUGUAACUUGUUAGAAAUGUGACCCCCGUGUUUCACCUGUAUUAAAACACAAGGACCCUGAACGCACCACAAACACACCCCAAACGGGUUUUUGGGUGGAUUUUUCCUUCAACUCCAGAGCUCCCAGGCUGCAGUGACGCAUUACGUAAUGUUGUUUUAUUUCGUGGUGGUUUGUACAGUGGUUUUAUUUUUGUAUGUUCCUCAUAGUCACCGAUAGCUUUAGAGUCUCAGCACUAACUCUGUUUCCCAGAGCGGUGGAAGCUUUUCUCUCAUUUCGGGGCCUUGUGUUGCUUCUCCGUGUAAAUUAUUUAUGUACAGUACUCCAUAUUUAUUUUAAGCUUUACAAAUAUGCUAGAUGGCAAUAAUACUACCAAGAGUUGAGAACUCAAGCCUUAUAUGUGUAUAUGUAUGUUUUUGUUUUUUUAACAGUCCAUUACAAAAGGUCACGAGGACCGCGGUCCACACGUUGUGAUGGUUUUGUUACAUAUCGUGUCAUAUGCGUCUUAGUGAAACGAAGAAAAUGUUAUAGACCAUACUAUUUAUGAAUAUGCACAUCUGAAGGGUCAGACGCCGUUAACGUUGGUGGUUAAAUGCAGUUUUAACACAGUAAAUCAGUCUUAUAACACACACACACACACACACACACAGCUGCUCCUCUAGAUCAAAACAACAGAAAUAUCAAGUGCAAUAUACCAAUCGAUGGCAACGAUCCACCUGAUGAAACACCUUUUCUCUUGUGCUCUCCCUCGACAUGCAUGCUCAGAAGCUCUAACCGUCAGUAGUAAUUUAUUCGUAGCUUUACCUUUUGUACACACAGACGACAUUUGAUCAAACUAACUCGACUUGAACUUAUUGCAAAGAACUUUUACUGAUGUUUGUGACGACGAUGCCCGUAAAAACCAAAUAGUACACUACAUUGUGAAGACGUCACUAAAACAUGGAAACACGACUUUUUAAACACGACUUUUCGGUUUUUAUAUCCCCAGAAAACGAGGAAUCCCACAAAUGUGCUUGAGUUUUGUACCUGAGACCCUAAACGAGGAACGAGUUCACCGUGUCUGACUGUACACACUGCUGCACUGUAUUUUAUAAUGAGGCUGAAGACGUGCGCUCUUUCGGUAAAGUUCACCCCCCCCCCCCCCCCCUCUACUCACCUGUCUUUUGUGCAAUGACAUGCAGGAACCCGGUGUUGGGAACCCAUGUGUUAUGGAUCUGUCGGAUCAGUUUCAUGUUAUUUGUGUUAUAAGAGUUCGAAGCAUCCGUCAGUCGGAGAUGAUCUGAUUCUUCUUCCCGCCUGUGAUUGUGUGUUGAGGUGCGAGUGUGAUUUUUAUUUUACUUUAAAUCUCAUUUCCCUCCUCCGGCCGUUCGUUGUCAGUAUUUUUAUUUCGUCGACUUGUAAUCGAGUAUAUAUUUUCUCACUAAUAUAUACUUUACAAAAAAAAUAGACUUGCGUGAAGUAUGACGUGCACUUGGUUGCUCUUGUUGAUUUCUUCUGUUUGCAUUAAUAUGGACUAGGGAUAGUUUGUCAGAGUCCAUUAUUUUGAGAUUGUUUGGACUUUUUUUUUAAUGGUUUGAUGUAAGCAGCAUUAUUUUUGUAAAUAUUGUGAAACAGUACAGGUCAUGCAGUGAUGUAACAUUGUGAACAAUGUUGCACAGAUAUUUAAGAUAUUAAAAACAUGGUCACUCUUACUUGAA